Molecule: messenger RNA, 1296 nt
Organism: Coprinopsis cinerea okayama7#130
Lineage: Eukaryota; Fungi; Basidiomycota; Agaricomycetes; Agaricales; Psathyrellaceae
Exons: 8
Coding region: 166-1296 (376 amino acids)
Source: RefSeq, a predicted model, not a curated record
AUGGAUCUCACUGAGGAUCACCUGAAGUCGCUUUCAGCGAAAGAAUGGCUAAUUAAAACCGACCCUGGCUCUUCAACUCCCUAUCUCUUUAAAUUUUCCUUCUCAAGAAUAGAUCUAUCCUGUGUCCUCCUGGCUACAGAUACCAAGUCAGUGUGGGCCGAAGUCAUGAAUAGUCAGCAAUUCGCGCGUCGCUGGAGAAAAUACAAUCCCAGCAGUCCAGGCCCAUAUCCAAGUGUGGAAGAAGAAGACGCCUGGCGGGAAGAAGGGCUGGAAUGGCUCUCAAACCUCCAUACCCUCGGGGGCAUUGACCAGGCCGUCUUCGAGGUUGUUGACUCUCACUUUUCGGAUCUUUCUCUGGGGUUGGAUCAUGCGAGCUUUAAAUGGAGAUGGGAAGCCAACAGCGUUGGUUAUCGCUCCUCAGCUGAAAUCAUUUCCAAGCACCUGGUCAUUCCGUUAAUAACCGCCAAUUCUCUGGCACUGUCUUCUCCAGAGUCCAUCGGUGAGAUGGCAGACAGUGACGUAGAAAAGGCGGUCGAUAAAUCGGCACGGGUAGCGAGAAGGCAUGCCGACACCCACGUCAGAAACGCCCUUUCCAAGCCAAAGGCCGCCACAAUUCUUCGACGAAUAACCGCAAUGUUCAAUUUCGCCACAGAACUCCCACCAAUCCUGUCUGUCGCACAAAAACCGGAUCUUGAGCCCAGGUUGCAGGUAGAACCACAGGUGAAACAACCGCCACCAUCACACCCCUCCCCACCCCCACUUGUUGCGAGAGAAGCACCAUCCUCUAAAGCGACCGCUGAUAUUGCAAUCCAUGGUCGGCGUAUGACAUCGGAGUCUCCUCCCCCACAGGCAGCACGUCAGGCCGUUCCUUCCCCAGCUAGAUCCGAUAUGAAAGGUAAAGACAGGGCGGCUGUGCCGGUGGGAUCAGAAACAGAGGACUCUGACGAUGAGCAAGGAGAAGGCUCGGCGCCUGUUUCCAUUCCGAAGGGCCAGGGCACGCCUUCUCCACCUGCAGUAAACGCAGCAGUAUUAACCAAUCAGGACAUUCGGAUGCAUAGUCCAUCGCCCCCGCCACCGUCAAUCAGGAAGCAGUCACUCAGCCCUCCACCUGCGAGUGCGGCAGCAUCAAGUAAAGAGUCCCCAGCGCCGGAGAGAAAGUCUGCAAAGAAACCACGGGUGGAAUCUUCUAGUAACGAUAGUGAUAGCGAUGCAGGUUCGAAGGGACGGGCUGGUUCUCGCGUUCCUGCUCGGAGAGGGGCAAAGCAGCCUAUGAAGCGGGGAGGAAAGCGGUUCUAA